AUGAUUCAUUUGUCGACUCAUGUUCGGCGAUAUUUUUUCAUUACCUUAUUGAUCUAUUUUUUCACGAUAUUUUUAAGUUUUCUCAUCUAUUUCGUACUAAUUCUUCUAGAAAAACGCAUUCCACUUUUUACUAACUCGAUCUAUUCCAUCGGCGAAACAAUAUUCAGUGGAUUUCAUGUUCUAUUCGCACCUCUCCGCUACCUUUUACCUUAUCUGUCCGAUGACGAGUACUACUUGAUAUUCAUUCAUAGUCUCGUCACUACAUUUGCUUUUUUCUACACCUACCUAUUCUAUGUUAUUCGUCCGGAUUUGUUUGCGAAUGCAUCUUCCGCAUCGAACAUUGUCUACUCACAAUGCAAUCUAAAUAGAAAAAAAACACAACAAUAUACCAAGAGACAGAUUUAUCUUCGAGUAAUUAUUCCUAGUAGUGAAAAUCUGCUACUAAACUCUACGACGAAGAUUUUCAAAAUUCUUUUUACCAGGCCAGUCAAGAAAAAAGGGGCAGUGGAAAUUGAUAAAAAGGAACAUAUUUACGCUCAUCCGGAUCAUGUGGACAAAUUGCAAGAUUUCGAUUCCAUUGGAGUAACGACCCUAUAUGAUGUUUUCAUGCGCGGAUUGAAAAUUGGUGGUGAUCGACCACAAUUUUCUUACAGAUUAUCGUCAGAUGAACCAUUCAAGUCAUAUACCUACAAACAAGUCUUUCAAAUAAUUAAAGAAACAGGUAGCGGUAUCGCUAAACUCGGUCUUCAACCAUCCAAUCAAACGUUCAUUGGCAUUUAUGGUUCUGCGUCAGUUAACUAUGCAUUAUCUGUUUAUACUUGUUGGCCAUUUUCAAUGGUUCCUGUUGGCAUUUAUGAUUCACUCGGUCGCGAUGGUGUACGAUUCAUAAUCAAACAUGCUGAAGUCCGAUUAAUUUUUGCUGAUGAUGUGACACGUGUGCGCAAUCUAAUUGAUUGGAAGGAUGAAACAUUAGCAUUGGAGACAAUAAUUACAUUUGUUGACCCAACACCUGAUUUACUGGCAGCUGCGGAGGAGAAAAAGCUCACAUUGAUGACGUAUGAAAAAUUGAAAGAACUCGGCCGAGAAAAUCCCAUUGAGUUCAAUGCACCAAAGCCAAGUGAUAAAGCUUUAAUUAUGUAUACAAGCGGAAGUACUGGAGAACCCAAAGGUUGUAUUAUUACACAUGAAAAUUUUCUCUGUGCAAUGUUUGGUUGUGCCACAGCGAUUGAUUUAGAAUCAUUGGGAAAAAAUGAAGUACCACGCGCGAUGAACUUCCUUCCUAUGGCUCAUAUGUUUGGAUGUGGAACAGUGGUAGCAAUCAAUUACUUAGGUGGAGAAGUUGGCUUUUGGCAAGGCAAAGUCGAGAAAUUAUUGGAUGAUUUCCGAGAUUUUCGACCCACAAUGUUAUCAAUUGUCCCUCGUCUAUUGAACAAGUUAUAUGAUAAAGUUCGAGGAGAAGUUCUCAAGAAAGGUUUACCAGGUCGAAUCCUAUUCCGACUAGCUGUUAAUGGUAAACUUGCUCUUAUACGACGCGGUGAUUUCGCACAAGAUACUCUCUGGGACAAAUUAUUAUUUGACAAAGUUCGCAAACAAUUCGGCGGACAAGUCCGACGUGUUAUUUCUUCAAGUGCACCACUAUCGGCUGAAGUUUGUCAAUUUGCACGUGCAGCAUUUUCGUGCUUUUUCAUUGAAGCAUACGGACAAACCGAGUGUGUGAUAGGUUGUUGGCAAACCUUACAUGAUAUGGAAUCUGGUGAAACGGGUAUUCCAACUUGUUUCAAUCACGUCAAAUUGGUUGAUGUGCCUGAGAAGGAUUAUUUUGCACGAGAUCGCGUUGGCGAAAUUUGUAUUCGAAGUCAGGCCGUCUUCAGUGGAUAUCUGAAAGAUCCAGAGAAAACAAAAGAAGUUGUUGAUGAAGACGGGUGGUUACACACAGGUGAUAUCGGACGGUGGACAAAAAAUAACACUAUGAAAAUCAUCGACCGAAAGAAGAAUAUGUAUAAAUUAAGCCAAGGUGAAUACAUAGCACCAGAGAAAAUCGAAGAUUGUUAUUCUCGUAGUCAAUUCGUUUCUCAAAUAUUUGUUUACGGUGAUUCGUACAAGAAUUUUCCUGUUGCCAUUGUCGUUCUGGAUGACAGUUUUGUCCAGAAAUGGAAGCAAAACAAUGAGAAUAGUGCAGCAGCCAAUACUGAAGUAGGACUGAAAGACGUUGUUUUGAAUGAUAUGAUUCGUGAGGGCAAGAAACGUGGUUUAAUGUCGUAUGAACAAGUCAAAGCGAUCGAAUUCAUCAAAGAACCAUUCACAAUUGAAAAUGGUCUCCUAACGCCAACAUUUAAAUCACGACGAUUUGCAGUGGAAAAGAAGUAUAAGGAUAUUUUCCUCGAUUUAUACAAGAAAACCGACUCGACGUCAUAA
Messenger RNA from Adineta ricciae, 2415 nucleotides. The record is from the annotation of a GenBank genome assembly. Lineage: Eukaryota; Metazoa; Rotifera; Eurotatoria; Adinetida; Adinetidae.